AAGCAUAGAGCGUACUGAACAGGCUUUUGUGAAAACAGAACUGUAGGCGUUGGUUCUUCAAAUGAUACUUUAUUUGGGGGUUCCUUAAACCUUACACCUCCCUUCCAAACCCCCAACCCCAGGCGGGAAAAAAGAAAGUUGGAAGGGAAAGGGGACGUAGCCCUCUUUAGGUCUUCCUGCUGGGUAAGGUAGGAUUCUUUGGGGGCAAUAGCAAUGUCUGUCUUCAGGACAUCCAGAAGUCCAGGUAACCAGCAAGCCAGCAAGCCAGCCAGCCAGCCAGCCAGCACAGCAAGCAGUCCUUCACCUCCUCCAAGCCACCACAUUUUCUUCCUCUGGGCUAUCAUAUUUAUGCCCCUCAAAGUUCUCAGAAUUCAACUAAUUUCAGCUGGCAAAGACCAGGCCCCUGCACUGAGCAAUAGUGAGCUGUGAACAAACGAAAAUCCCACACUUGGGAUUAUAACCAAAACAUGCUGAUAUACCAUAAACCAAAACGGCCACAACCGAGAACCUCAUAUCAUUUGUGGGAUCUUUAAGGAAAAUAAAACAACGAACACAAAGUUGACUACAGGGCCUCGGAAGGAGCCUGGACAACUGAGAGGUCCUUUGAGUUUUUAGCUCCAUGUUAAGGCUGCCACUAAGCCUUAACAUGGCUGGCUGAGGGAAAUCAGGGAGAAGGGAUGCUCACGUAGCUCUGUCAAACAGAGUAAAGCUGGUGCAGGGAGACUGGUAUAGGCAGGAGCUGAGGACAGGGAGGUUGGGGCUGAAUAAACACCAGGAUGAUGUGUAUGGAAAGGAAUUAAAGGGAUAGGAAAUGGGGGCUGGAGAGACAGCUCAGAGGUUAAGAGCACUGGCUCUUCUUCCAAAGGUCCUGAGUUCAAUUUCCAGCAACCACGUGGUGGCUCAUAACCAACUAUGAUGAGAUCUGGUGCCCUCUUCUGGCCUGCAGGCAAACAUGCAGGCAGAAUACUGUAUAAAAAAUUAAUUAAAAAAGGGGGGGUAGGAAAUGGGGCCAAUUAAACUUUGGCUUUUACAGCCAUUGACCGUGGGGUUUGUAGCAGCCAUUGGAACCCUGCCAGCUCCGUGGAGGAUCCAUGAUGGCAGUACCCAGGAGUGCUGGAGAAGAAAAGAGGGUAUCAUGGCUCUUCAAAAAGUUCUGGACACCUUUAAUCCCAGCACUUGGGGAGGCAGAGGCAGGGGGAUCUCUGCAAGUUUGAGGCCAGCCUGGUCUACAAAGAUUCUGAUGGCAGAGGAGGAGGAGGUAGGGAGAGCCUUGGAGCUCCAGGGACUGCCCCCUGAAGUGCCAGAUGAGUUGCUUACCCUCUACUUUGAGAACUACCGUCGCUCUGGUGGAGGACCUCUGUUGAGCUGGCAGAGAUUUGGCUGUGGGGGUAUCCUUGUCUUUCAAGAUCCUGCAGAUGCAAGGAGGGUCUUAAUCCGAGCGGAGCACCAACUACAUGGUGCCCGGUUGAGCCUGAAGCCAGCCCCGCCACGUGCCCCUGAACGUGUGCUUCUGCAUCGACUGCCACCUGACACUUCACCUCAGAGCCUGGAGCAAUACGUUCAGGCCCUGCUGUGCGCUGCGGGGCACCCCGUGCAGGCUUGCCAUGUCCUGGCCAGUCCUCGGCAGGACUGUGCUCUGGUCCAGUUAUCCAUGCCCCUUUCUGAGGCAGAGGUCUCUGCCCUGGAGGAGCAAACCCGGAAUCUGCCCCUGAAUGGGACCACAGUAUCCUUGGCCUGGGUGCCCCAGACCCGAGCAGUACGUGUGGUGGACGGCGCUGCCCCGGUGGACACGUUGCUGUUGGAGCUCUACCUGGAAAACGAGCGUCGCAGUGGCGGGGGCCCCUUGGAGGGUCUGCGCAGCCUGCCUAAGCAACUGGGCACUGUUAUCCUCUUUCAGCAAUGGCAGGUGGCUGAACGCGUGCUGAAGCGGAAACACUGGCUACAGGGCUCUGAGUUGAGCCUGGUCCCCCACUAUGACGUCUUAGAGCCAGAGGAGCUUGCUGAGGGCAUCAGUGGAGGAGAUCACCCAACCUUGCAGCAAUCUGGAGUCAUCCAGCAUGCUCUUACAGGGGCAAGAGGGCUGCCAGGGGCCCUGCCUAUGACUGUGGGCUCUGGGGGGACACCAGGACAAUUAGGAACCCCACUAAAGACAGGUCUUGAAGGAGCUCCAGGACAAGCCAUGCCAAUCGACUCAGGGCCUGUGAAGUCUCUGGGCCAAGAGGAGCCUAUAAACCUAGGAACUACGGUAUCUCCAGAGCAGGCUGGUUUCAUGAACCAGGAGAUUAUGGGGUCCGCAAGCCCAGUGGGUCCAGUAGAAAGCUUUACAGGACUCCCAGGUCAAGUAGGACCUAUGAUCUCAGACACAGAGGGAGUUGAGGGGCAGGAAAGCCUGGCGGAAGUUGGCACAAGCUCACCAGAGCAGGAGGGGCUGUUGGGUUUAGUGGGAAUGGCCAUGGAGUCUCCAGAACCAGGGCUGGAGAGCCCGGGAUAUGGGGAGCUGCAGAGGCAAGAGAGCUUGGUGGAGAUGGUGAUGUCAAUGGACCCAGGGGCCAUGCGUUUCCUGCAGCUUUAUCAAGAGGACCUCCUUGCCAGCCUGGAAGAUGUGGCCCUCUUCCCACUUGAAGGAGUGGACGUGACUGGCUUUCGGCUUUAUGGGGCCAGGACCCCAUGCCAGGCAGCUCAAGAGUUGCUGCAGAGUCUGCUGUGUAGCAUUAGCUGCCACGUGCUGAGCAUGAAGCACCCAGGCAGUGCCAGGUUCCUGCUGGGUAUGGAGGGGCAGCGACUUCUUCACAGGCUGGAGGCUCAGUUCCAGUGUGUCUUUGGGACAGAACGUCUGGCCAGUGCCACCCUGGACAUAAUAGACCCUGAAAGGACGGAUCCCACUGAGGCCCUCCAAGUCCUCCAUGACCACAGGACAGGCAGUGAUCAGGAGAACAUGAAACUGGAGGAAGUUCAAGAGCUGCUGGCUACCUUGGAGGGCCUACCUGGGGAGGACAGGCUGCCUCUGGAGAUGGGGACAGAGAGACCUGGAGAGCAGUCAGAAGAGACCACCCUACAGCAGGAGGUGGAAAACCCCACACUUGAAGCUUGGGAGGAGACUGUGGCCUCAAACACAGGGCUAGAAGAGGAGGCUACGCUGCAGCUAGCUAUCCACCGAUCCUUGGAGUCUCAAAGCCAGGUGGCUGAUGAGCGAGAGGCCACUGCACUAAGGCAAGCCCUGGCCCUCUCCCUAUUAGAAGCAGAAGAGCCCCUGGGUGAUGACACUGGGGGCAAGGCCCAGUUGGUAGUGCACACAUCCUUUGAGCAGGAUAUGGAUGAACUGAACCGGGCCUUAUCCUGCGCCUUGGAGGAACACCUUCAGGAGGAGACAGUGAAUCUCCAAGGCUGUGUGCUGCCCUCAGAGCUUGGGGCACGCCUGGAGAGGUGUUAUGAUGUGAGUGCUACCCUAUGCGGUGACCGAAUUGUCCUCCGUGGCUUUGGGGUCCAGCCUGCCCGUGCAGCUCGCCACUUAGCUGCUCUCCUUGGCCCCUGGGACCAGAAUUUGACCUUUCCCUUGGAGGCCUCAGAAAACAACCUGUCAGAGCAGGGGCUAAAAGAUCCCUUGGGCAGGCUGGAGGCCCUGGAAGAGAAUUCUAAGGAGUUCCAGGAUGUGGUGCAGGCCUUUUAUGACACCCUGGAUGCUGCCCACAGCAGGAUCAGCAUUGUUCGAGUGGAGCGUGUGUCACACCCGCUGCUGCAGCAACAGUAUAAGCUGCACCGGGAGCGCCUGAUGCAGCGCUGCCAGCAACGCCCGGUGGAACAAGUCCUCUACCACGGCACGUCGGAAUCCGCCGUGCUCGACAUCUGUGUGCACGGCUUCAACCGCAGCUUCUGUGGCCGAAACGGCACCCUCUACGGACAGGGCGUGUACUUCGCCAAGCGUGCCUCCCUGUCGGUACUGGAUCGCUACUCGCCUCCCAACGCAGAAGGCCACAAGGCAGUGUUUGUGGCACGGGUGCUGACCGGCGACUAUGGACAGGGCUCCCGAGGUCUGAAGGCGCCUCCUUUGAGGGCCUCUGGCCAGGUCCUUCGCUACGACAGCACGGUGGACUGCCUCCUCCAGCCCAAAAUCUUUGUCAUCUUUCACGACACCCAAGCUCUGCCCACUCAUCUAAUCACCUGCAAGAACAUACCCCGGGGUACCCCCUGGUGAGACCCCCUUGGUCUCUUCCAUCUCUUUCCUGGACAUUGGGCCUGAGAGGCCAGCUUGUUUCCCUGCUCCACAAAGUUUCUAAGCGUUAGAGCUGCCCCCGGGGGCGCUCUUGUCUCUGACUGGAAAGCCAGGACGACUGUGGACUGGGGAGGGCCAGACCUAAUCGGUUCCCUGGCCUGCUCCACCGCCAGGGGUCAGCAGAACACGGCAGGAGGGCGCGUUGCCAGGCACACCCGCGGUGGUUGGACCGCGCCCUAACGCGGCUUCUGUCUUUGAAUAAACCUGUACUUGGAACCAGUUA
Molecule: messenger RNA, 4493 nt
Organism: Psammomys obesus (fat sand rat)
Lineage: Eukaryota; Metazoa; Chordata; Mammalia; Rodentia; Muridae
Gene: Parp10
Product: poly(ADP-ribose) polymerase family member 10
Exons: 11
Coding region: 1004-4192 (1062 amino acids)
Biological process (GO): negative regulation of gene expression
Cellular component (GO): cytoplasm; nucleus
Molecular function (GO): NAD+ poly-ADP-ribosyltransferase activity; transcription corepressor activity
Source: RefSeq, a predicted model, not a curated record